Molecule: messenger RNA, 2032 nt
Organism: Myxocyprinus asiaticus (Chinese sucker)
Lineage: Eukaryota; Metazoa; Chordata; Actinopteri; Cypriniformes; Catostomidae
Product: 14-3-3 protein beta/alpha-1-like
Exons: 6
Coding region: 245-982 (245 amino acids)
Biological process (GO): signal transduction
Cellular component (GO): cytoplasm
Source: RefSeq, a predicted model, not a curated record
CUCUUUUCAGGUUCGGUUGAGGUGAAGGCGAGUCUUUUCUCCCUCCACAACGAAACGAAUAUAGCUUUUGCGGAGUAGCUGAUUGGUACUGGUUUUCAAGGUGCUCCUGGAUCACCUCACCCUCACUGCUUCGGCUAGCCAGCUUUUCCACUCCCGCUUUACACGCUGUUUUUUCUCCCUCCCCUCUUUGCGGGUGGACUCGCCAUUUCCCGGAGUUGAAAUACGUUCAUCGUGCGAUUAAAUCAUGGAUAAGACGGAGCUCAUUCAGAAAGCCAAGCUGGCGGAGCAGGCCGAGCGCUAUGAUGACAUGGCCGCAUGUAUGAAGCAGGUGACUGAGCAGGGCGCCGAGCUCACCAACGAGGAGAGAAACCUGCUCUCCGUCGCCUACAAGAACGUCGUUGGGGCUCGGAGGUCGGCUUGGAGGGUUAUCUCGAGCAUUGAACAGAAAACUGAGGGCAACGACAAGAAGCUUCAGAUGGUAAAGGAGUACAGAGAGAAGGUGGAGGCCGAAUUACGCGACAUUUGCAACGAGGUGCUGGGACUGUUGGACAAAUAUUUGAUCGAGCUCUCUACAGUUGCAGAGAGCAAAGUCUUCUAUUUAAAGAUGAAGGGUGACUACUACAGAUAUCUUGCAGAGGUUGCCUCGGCAGAUAACAGGAAGGACACAAUAACCAACUCUCAAGAAGCCUACCAGGGUGCGUUUGACAUCAGUAAGAAGGACAUGCAGCCCACACAUCCCAUCCGUCUGGGACUGGCUCUUAACUUCUCAGUGUUCUUCUAUGAGAUCCUCAAUUCUCCUGAGCAGGCCUGCGCUCUGGCCAAACAAGCCUUUGACGAAGCCAUUGCAGAGCUGGAUACACUGAAUGAAGACUCGUACAAAGACAGCACACUUAUCAUGCAGCUGCUUAGAGACAACCUCACAUUAUGGACCUCUGACAAUGCUGCAGAUGAGGGUGAAGGUGGAGAUGGAGGAGAGAACUAAGAGCCUGCAUAUUCUCCCCACAGAUUAAAAAAAAAAAAAAGAAUCCUGGAAAAAAACAACUUUUUACACUUCUCCAUUCCUUAUCAUUUCACUUAUGAUUAUUCUAGCCAUGUAAACCCGUGAUCAUUACCAAUGAGCUGUGAGUGUGGGAAUUCCAAUCAGUCUAUAUUUUUUAUUUUUAUUUUAUUUUUUUUUCACCACCUGGCUUGUGGUUGUAAUAAAAGUAAAUAUUAAGUUAAAAUAACAUCUCCAUUCUUUUGCGUUCUUGUCCUUUUGGCCUUCUUUAAUGUGCUGUGUCUGCUAUAGAAAAGUAUUAGCCUCGCAUAAAAUCAGUUGUCUUUAAUCUUGACAAAAGACUAAUGUGUAUAGUCUGGUAAACUGAAACAUUGGAAAGUGUCAGUCACAAAAUGCAAAGCGUUUUGCCUCAAGCAUGGCUAGUUCUCGUCCUGCUAUGUCACCUGCCAUUAUAGGUCUCUCUAGGGAGAUCAGAAUACACUUGAAUGAGAUAAAUGUUUUGUUGACUGUCAUGGUGUUGGCUUAAAAUGGGUCUGUGCUUAAGUAUUGACAGCAGGAAGGCUAUUGUAUAAUGUACCGAGUCAGCUAGCAUUGCUCAGCCAAGUAUGCACUUUUCAUAGACUAUAUUUAAAUCCUGUCUUCAUUUGGAACGUAACAAAACACUCCUGCCUGGUUACGGUUUUCACUUAAACAUGUUACUUGCGACUGCUCUUAAUGGUUAAAAAAAAAAAAAAAAAAAAAAAAAAAGGAAAAAUACCAUGCAUGCCCAUCUUUUUUCCAAUAUACACUGGAAUGGGAACCAAUACUGCAUACAUGUUCCACAGUUUGGUUAAGUACUUUUCAUUGCAGGUUUAUGCACAUGUUGAGAGGAUGUUUGAUUUGUCAAGUGAUGUCAAUAGUUAUUUGGACCACUGUUGUGUUUUUGCUAAUCAUGGACUGUAGCUCCCCUUCCCCUCUCCCAAAAAAGCUUGUGACUAUGUAAAAGCCCUAAACAGCUAUGUAACCUGAAUUAAAAUGACCAUUUUAUAAACCAUA